Molecule: messenger RNA, 2851 nt
Organism: Xenopus laevis (African clawed frog)
Lineage: Eukaryota; Metazoa; Chordata; Amphibia; Anura; Pipidae
Gene: vps26b.S
Product: VPS26 retromer complex component B S homeolog
Biological process (GO): intracellular protein transport
Cellular component (GO): membrane; cytoplasm; cytosol
Source: RefSeq, marked provisional
GUGGGUACCAGCUAGCAGAGGCCAGGAGCUACAGAAUUAUUACCUAAGAAUAUCCAGCCGUCAUCUUCCCGAGGUCUCUGCUUGCAUUCCACGCUCUGCAGUAGCAGCUACGAAGAGGUCUCUGCGUUUCUUAUCUGCCUGAGCCUUCGCUAUGAGCUUCUUCGGCUUUGGGCCGGCCGCGGAGCUGGACAUUGCUCUGACAGACGGGGAGAGCCGCAGGCGGGUGGAGCAUAAAACGGAGGACGGCAAGAAAGAGAAGUACUUUCUGUUCUACGAUGGGGAGACCGUGUCCGGCCGAGUCACUGUCAGUCUUCGAAACCCGGGCAAAAGGCUGGAGCACCAGGGGCUGAAAAUAGAGUUCAUUGGGCAAAUCGAGUUGUAUUAUGAUCGUGGAAAUCAUCAUGAGUUUGUAUCUUUGGUGAAGGAUUUGGCUCGGCCUGGAGAGCUUUCUCAGUCUCAGAGCUUUGACUUUGAAUUCACCCAUGUGGAAAAGCCCUAUGAAUCAUAUACUGGUCAGAAUGUUAAAUUAAGAUAUUUCUUGCGUGCAACUCUCAGUCGCCGUCUUAAUGAUGUUGCGAAGGAAAUGGAUAUUGUUGUUUAUACCUUAAGUACUUACCCUGAGCUGAAUUCUUCAAUCAAGAUGGAAGUUGGAAUUGAGGAUUGUCUUCACAUUGAGUUUGAGUACAACAAGUCCAAAUAUCACCUCAAAGAUGUCAUUGUGGGAAAAAUUUAUUUCCUCCUUGUACGAAUUAAGAUUAAGCACAUGGAAAUAGAUAUAAUUAAGCGAGAAACGACAGGAACAGGACCAAAUGUUUACCACGAAAAUGACACAAUUGCCAAGUAUGAGAUCAUGGAUGGCGCACCUGUAAGAGGGGAAUCUAUACCUAUCCGGCUAUUCUUAGCUGGUUAUGAACUUACCCCAACUAUGAGGGAUAUCAAUAAGAAGUUUAGUGUGCGCUAUUACCUUAACCUGGUGCUGAUAGAUGAGGAGGAAAGGCGUUAUUUCAAACAACAGGAGAUUGUGUUAUGGCGAAAAGGUGACAUUGUAAGAAAGAGUAUGUCCCACCAAGCAGCCAUUGCCUCUCAGCGAUUUGAGGGAACAAGUCACCCAGAGACCAGACCACAACACAGCGGAGCUGCUGCACUUGAACAAGAGCAUGAGUGACAUCUUGUUCUGAAACUGCCAGGUCUCACUGAUCAGAUAUGACUGGACCUCUCCUAUUCCACUAUCACACCCCAGUGCUAACACCUUGGCACAGACUAUCAAUGGGUCAUUGCUGGCAAAGGGAUGAGACCAGCCUCUCAUAGCAAGCAAGGCAAAUCCUCUCUUUGGGCUGCUAUUUUACAUUCAGCAAAAUGGGGGACAGGAAGUGGAGUAUUUGUCCUUUCACAUUUUAGUUUAUAUUCUAUGCUCUCAUUGCCUUAUUAGUUUUUGGCUUAUGAGCCAUUGGAAACCCAAGGUUAUCAGAAAUGUUCAGUUGGGAGAGCAACAAAUAACAGUAUUUUAAAUCAUCAUUUUUACAAAUGAGACAUGCCCUCUAAUUCUUAGCUUCUGUUUUAAAAGUGCUAGGAAAUCACCUUUCUAUGCCUGUUCUGCCCACUUUACUUGGUUCUGACCACAUCUGGGGUAUAACCUCUUCAUUGUUAGAUUUCAUAAGAUCAUUUCCUUAAAAAUAUUAUAUAAAAUUCUUAAAAAUUGCUGCAAAAUGCUGUUUCCAUUAAUAUUCAGAAUCAUUCCAUAAAACCUAAUAUUUGAGAACCAAAAUCAAAAUUUCAUUUUUUAAAGCAGGUCUGGUAUCGAGGGACUGGCAUAUUGGGGGGUGGAAAGGACCAGAUAAUCUAUUUCUAAUAGCUUAUUCUUUCGAACUUACUCUUAUAUCUCACUAAGAUGCCCUAGUGGUUCUGGCAAUUAACUGUCCAGCCUGGAAAUUGGUUACAGCUACUGCAUACCAUCACUUAGUUUUCUGUUGGUUCUGACCAGCAGAUGCCUUAGAUGUACUUUACUGAUAAAAUUCACCCUACAAUUACAAUUUGGCUUCAGUUUUCUGUGAAUAAUAUUGAAUCAGCCUUCUUUUCUUCACCAUUGAAAUAUGAGUGAUCAAAUGGAUAUUUUAAAAUUCCACAUUAUUUAAAUUCUGUAUCCUGCACCAAUAUACAAUUUAAAAAAUGUAUACAGGUAUGGGAUCCAUUAUCCAGAAACCGAUGAAUUACGGAAAGGCCAUCUCCCUUAGACUCCAUUUAAUCCAAAUUAUAAAAAAAUAUUUCCUUUUUUCUUAAUAAUAAUAAACAGUACCUUGUACUUGAUCCAAACUAAGAUAUAAUUAAUCCUUGUUGGAAGCAAAACCAGCCUAUUGGGUUUAGUUAAUGUUCUAGGAGAUUGAAGGUAUGAAGAUCCAAAUUAUGGAAAGAUCCGUUAUCCGCAAAACCCCAGGUCCCGACCAUUCUGAAUAACAGGUCCCAUACCUGUACAUGUCAAUGUGAAAUGGGUGGGUUCAGAUAAAGAAAUUAGCACUUUCAUUUUUCCACUUACUCUGAUUUUUAAUAGUCAAAAGCAACCAAACCCACCAUCAUAAAUAAAAAAUAUUAAUUAUUUAUUAAGUGGUCCACACUUUAAAAAUGUGUGCCUCCUUAUAUCAUGCUAAAGUGUUCGCUCUCUGGAGCAGUGCCUGCAUCGUUUUAUGAAGCACUGCAUGUUAGUAGUGCACAAAACUCAAAAUCAUUUAACAUAAUUUAGUGAUAAGCGGAACUUGACAUUACCAUUCCAGCUGCAGUGUUUUUCAUGUGUAUGUGUUUUAAAUGUCAGAUUUAUGUUGGUUUUAUUAGUAUCAGAUUAAAAAAUAUUCUCAGUAAA